AAACCCACCCAAAGAACAGACAGGGAGGCCCAUGUUAAGGUGGAUCCGAGGUUCUUAAGUAACAGAACACACAAAACCCUAGUUAGUGUUAGUGUUCCUCAAGCCACCGUACCGUGUUGCCUCUCUGCAAUCUACAGCCAAAAUGCCUUUCAAGAGGUACGUUGAGAUCGGGAGGGUUGCCCAAAUCAACUACGGCAAGGAAUAUGGCAGGCUCGUCGUCAUUGUCGACGUCAUUGACCAGAACAGAGCUCUUGUCGAUGCCCCUGAUAUGGUGAGGUCCCAAGUCAAUUUCAAAAGGCUUUCCCUAACCGAUAUUAAGAUUGACAUUAAGAGGGUCCCUAAGAAGAAAGAUCUUGUCAAAGCCAUGGAGGAUGCUGAUGUUAAGACCAAGUGGGAGAAGAGUUCAUGGGGCAGGAAACUCAUUGUCAGAAAGAGAAGGGCAUCCCUCAAUGAUUUUGAUAGGUUCAAGAUAAUGUUGGCCAAGAUCAAGAGGGCAGCGGUUGUAAGGCAAGAGCUUGCUAAGCUGAGAAAGAGCGCUUAGGCAUAGCUUCACAUUAUAGUCUUCAAAUUUUUGUUAUGAAUUUGCUUACCUUGGUUGUUGUGAGAUUUCAUGUAUCAUUGAACCGCUUGAUUUAAUGUUAGUACUCCAAGUUUCCAAUACUUUGCAUUUGCUUGCAUAUUUUAUAAUAUUAUUUGUAAGAUCAACUUAUAUUCUCAGGCUGCAAGUUAGAGUUGCAACUGGUUUUUCUCCCAUAAUUUUAUAUUUAUUAAGUUGGCUUUGUGAUUA
This is a messenger RNA of Glycine soja, 787 nucleotides long. Its product is annotated as probable 60S ribosomal protein L14. Gene Ontology annotation, cellular component: ribosome; cytosolic large ribosomal subunit. Bases 143 to 541 code for a protein of 132 amino acids. Lineage: Eukaryota; Viridiplantae; Streptophyta; Magnoliopsida; Fabales; Fabaceae. The transcript has 5 exons. Gene Ontology annotation, biological process: translation; ribosomal large subunit biogenesis. Gene Ontology annotation, molecular function: structural constituent of ribosome; RNA binding. The record is from RefSeq and is a predicted model, not a curated record.